Messenger RNA from Thyridium curvatum, 1131 nucleotides. RefSeq lists its product as uncharacterized. The transcript has a single exon. NCBI's taxonomy places the organism in Eukaryota, Fungi, Ascomycota, Sordariomycetes, Thyridiales, Thyridiaceae. The coding region runs from base 1 to 1131 and encodes 376 amino acids. The record is from RefSeq and is a predicted model, not a curated record.
AUGGUCUCGCACGGUGAUCUCCGAGUGAGGCUGGAUAUCAAAUCUGUCGAUGAGUCUUGGGCUCGCUUCUUCGAAGACAAUGAGGGCCCAGAUAGUACCACUGGAUCAGCAAGGGCGUUGAACCUAUCAAAGAGAUGGCUUCAAAUCUGCCCAGCCGGGAGAGAACAUAAUGAGUGUCAAGAGGCUAACGACGACCGGCAGGAAAGGAAGAUCUUACCGAGGAGACUGGUCCAUGUUGGAGCACCAGACAGUGAACCACGCAUCGUCGAAGUACACGAUACCCCUGUGCCUUACUGUGUCCUAUCGUACUGCUCGAGCAGCAAGGACUCGCUCACCACAACGGGAGACAACCUCCAGCGUCACAUGGCCGGGAUUCCACCAGACAACCUGCCCAUCCUGAUGCAAGAUGCUGUUCAUGUGACUCGAUCACUGGGCUUCGAGCAUCUCUGUACCGACGUCCUGUGCAUUGUUCAAGACGAUGAGGAUGACAGGGCUCAUGAAGCUGCGGUGAUGGACGCCAUCUAUUCCAAUGCUGAACUGACAAUCUCCGCUCUCGUGUUGGGCGACUGUCACACAAGCUUGUUCACUCCUAGAUCAGGCCGGAUUGUACUCCCCGUCCCUUUGCCUAUCUGGACACCUAAACCCCAACGUGCACCUCACAGAUGCAGAGUUGUGUGUACCGAGUGGUUGCAGAGGGACGUGGACCUACCCGACUCUGUGCUCUCCCAGGGCUGGGCGUUCCAAGAGCAGCUCCUAAGCAAAAGAAUUCUCCACUUCGGUGACGGAAUACUGUAUUGGGAAUGUCUCCACCACUACACGAUUGGGGCGGAUCCUGGUGGCGAGGAUGGACGAAUCUGGAGGAAUCGCAUUAGGAGACAUGAUACGAAGCUGGCCAUUCAUGCUCCCGCAUCAAUAGGUGCAGAUCCCGAGUUGAAACCAAAGAGAUUUUAUCAAGAGCCAUUCGAGAUAUGGAAGAAGCAAGUCGAGGGUUUCACAAAACGAGACCUUGAAAAGCCCCACGACAAACUGCCCGUCAUCGCUGCCGUUUCCACACGCCUAGCUGCCGCCGCCCACAGUAGCAUUCUCUGCGGGAUCUGGAAUGGAGAUCAAUUACUGGAGAGCUUGUGUUAG